AAAGCCCAGGAGACCGCUCGCACGCGUAUGUCCACGCCCAGUUCCCGACGAGCUCUUCAUCGUGGUUGGACCGGAGCGGACCAGGAGGCCGCUCGGAGCGAGAAGCGCCGGGACGGGGAGGACUUCACCAGCGCCGCGCCGAUUCGGGGCGACACCGACUAGCCGCCGACGAGGGCCCGGGCACAGCGGCAUGGCCAUGCGGCGGAUCAAGCGGGCGUUCUUCGCGGUGCUGGUGGUCUGUUUGGCCGGGAUCAUCGUUACAUUUCUCAUGCUAGAACUUGAGCUGUCCAGGAAGACACACGACCCGUGGACAGUAAUGCAACCGUUUAACAUCGAAAGCCACUGCACCACAGCAUCAGAGGCGUUGUUAGGAUCAACCAAUCAGAGACGGAGAAUUGUUUUCUUGAACCGUGCCGGUUACCUGGGAUACAACCUCAGCCGGGGAUUGGCUGAGCAGGGUGACCACGUGACCAUGGUCGGUGACGCAGACGACAGUUACCUGGCUGCCAUAGUGAGAAGACAUAGAAAUGAUUCAGACAGGAUCCCGGGUGGGAAAUUUUCACAUAUCACCGGCAAACUGUGCGACCAAGGUUUCCUGAAGCAUGUUUUCAGUUUGUACAUACCGACCUACGUGCUGGUUUCACACGUGGACGAAUGUGCAGCACCCGGUUCAAAUAAGGACAUAGUUAGGAGACUAAGUUGUGUAACUAACAUACUGGAAGCUGCCAGAAACUUCCAGGGCAUACGGGUCGUAACGCUGCGCAUAGAAGGCGCACGUCCAGAGGAGGAUGUUAUAUCUGUCAAAGAAGCCAAUACUGGUGCUGUCCCUGGUGCUGAACUAUCGGCACUUACACGUGCUGUACAGGAUGGACAGGAAAUGGCAUUCAAUAUCUACAGGAACGUCUUUGACUUGACUGUUACAACUGUAGCGUUGAAAGUGUUAAACGGUGAUAGCUACGGACUUUCUUCACUUGAAUAUCGUAGCAGCAACUACCACGGUCAGUCUGGGUCCUGUGGAACAGCAAACAUGGAUGAUGACAGUUCAAAAGAUCUGAGUGUUGAAGAAGAUACGAAGAGAGACGUGGUGGUAGAAAUUGUUCCAAAGCUGGCGGCGAUAUUGAGGAUAAGACACUUGUGCUUCAAUUACAGGAUACUUGUAGAUCUCUCUGGAAGACGGGGCAGACAAGGCAGAGGGGAAGUGGAAGUGGCUCAAGGCGACAGCGACGGAUACAUUAGGAAGAACAAAAUUGCAAUUCUCUCCACAAACAGGAUAAAAUCACUACGUGACGCGACGAACGGCGUCGUAGCUCAUAUGAAUGUCGCCGGAUCUGCUCGUAUCAGCAGCCAAACAAGUCAUGGUUGUGCAAAUAAGUCUUCUGGUGACGCCCUGCGGGGGUCUGUGCGUACCGGGGAAAGAGACACCAAUAAGCUACAACUAGAUAAUGUCAGAAACGAGAUACAACAAACAGGAAGCCCCAAAGGGAAGAACGUCGAGUGUGCAGACAGAAAAGUUAACCUGGUGCUAUCCUGUCAGUGUAAAAAUUACCCAGUGGAAGAAAAGAGAUGGACUUCGGCCUCAAACACGACGUGCAAGGGCUAA
Branchiostoma belcheri (Belcher's lancelet) is the source of this 1600-nucleotide messenger RNA. RefSeq lists its product as uncharacterized. NCBI's taxonomy places the organism in Eukaryota, Metazoa, Chordata, Leptocardii, Amphioxiformes, Branchiostomatidae. The transcript is spliced from 4 exons. The record is from RefSeq and is a predicted model, not a curated record. The coding region runs from base 191 to 1600 and encodes 469 amino acids.